Phycodurus eques (leafy seadragon) is the source of this 3083-nucleotide messenger RNA. It is a transcript of the gene nrn1a, whose product is annotated as neuritin 1a. Lineage: Eukaryota; Metazoa; Chordata; Actinopteri; Syngnathiformes; Syngnathidae. The record is from RefSeq and is a predicted model, not a curated record. Gene Ontology annotation, cellular component: plasma membrane. Bases 26 to 442 code for a protein of 138 amino acids. The transcript is spliced from 3 exons. Gene Ontology annotation, biological process: nervous system development; neuron projection extension.
GUGCGUGCGUGCGCGUCCACCGAGGAUGGCGGGAAGCCUCGCGUUGGUGCUGGCGCUUCACUUUGCGUGGCUGCUGCAGACGGCGCUGGUAAGCUCCGCCCACUGCGACGCCGUCUUCAAGGGUUUUUCCGACUGUUUGCUGCAGCUGGGAGACAACGUGGCCAACUACCCCACGGACCUCGACGACCAGCAGAACCUGAACAAGAUCUGCACCUACUGGAACGACUUCCACUCGUGCGCGAGCACGGCGUUGUCCGACUGCCAGGAAGGCACCGGCGACCUUUGGGAGAAACUCAAGGAGGAAUCCCGUAGUCUGGAUUUCCACGGGAGUUUGUUUGAACUUUGCGCCGUGGGGAACAACGCCCACCCCGGGCGGGGCCCGGCGGGCCCGCUCCUGGCGGCGGCGCUGCCCGGCCUGCUCACCUGGCUGCUGGCCCUCUAAGAGAGACAAAAAAGAACAAGGACAAUACAAGGAAAAAAAAUCGACAGGAAAAACACUGACGGGAAAGUCUUUAUCCUCGACAUUGCCUUCCAGGCGCAUCGUCCAAUCACACGGCCGCCAAGACGCUUCGCUGACCCUUUGAUGAAACUUUUGAGGACAUUUGGAUGACGCGCCAGAGGAAUUUCUUAAAACGCCAUCACGGGUCGAGCGGGAGGGCGGAAUAUUCCGUUCCCGAACGCGAGCGUCGCGGCAAAUUGUUCCCCUGCGAAAUGACUGGCGAGGCUAAUACUUUUAGCAGCUAGCUUGCUAAUUUAGGAGCGAGCUUCUUUUCUUUUUUUUUUGGGUUGGGUUGGGAAUCCCUCACUCGUUACUAAAUCGUCACCACUAUAUGAAAGUGUCCUUGUCGUGAUUCGGCAGUAUUCGAUAAAUCCUUUCAGCCGUAGAGUCAACUACGUCGUCGACUAUAAGAAAAUGCGUAUACGGGUCAUUUUCAAAUAAUUUGAUCAAUAAUGGUAAACACACUACAAUUCUUAUUUAGCGAUUUUUGGAUGCCGCUUCUGUUUUCUGUGUGUAAAUGACUCCCAUGCCACCUCAAGUCCUAUUUUCAAAAAGUUCCGGAUGAUUUCAAAUUGUCGACAUUCGUCGUAAAAGCAAUCGUCGUCGACGGAGCGAACGGCGGCGGCCCGUUGAAGUACACGACUUGCAUAAUGCUAAAGACAUAAACAGCUUGAUGAAACGAGUGUGAGUUGCACAAUUUGCACGCGUUGCCCUUCAAACUCUGUGGAUACAAGUGCAGAAAGGAUCCCGACUGCUCAUUAAAGCUGCGACACUCUUGUUUUUAUAACGGUAAAGACGCGCAAUAGUUCCGACACUUUCACAAAUUCAUACAUAUCCGUUAAUAUCUGAGAAAUAACAGCAUUUAUUGUGCUAUCUACGAUUGUGUGAAUUCAAAAUGGCUGCCUCAUCCCAGAUCCCGCUGGUGUAUUGAGGCUCUCUCCUGUGGCGUGAACGCUAAAGACAGCUUGGGGGAUAUUUGUAAAAGAAGCAAAACAACAACAACAGCAGCAACUCUUUGGACACGAAGAUGCAUUUGUGUUAGUUUUCUUCGAAAAGUCGCAUGUUAAGAAAUAGGAGAAAAAUCCCAUGUAUUCAAAAUGUCAUUAGCAUCUUGACAAAAUGUUCCAAAUCAAGAAACUUCAUUUGGGACACCAAACGGUAAAGACAGUUUGGCAUUCAAAGUAUGAAGAAUAUCUUUUUCUUUGAAACAAGGAAGACCUGCCAAUAAUUCAAAUUCUCAUUUUCGGAAAAUGAAUUGAUUUUCAAAAGGAAAUUCGGUUGGGGCACGUCUUUCCCGUUAUUGAUCAAAUGAUAUUAAAAAUGACACAUAGAGUGAUUGGGGAAGGAGUGAACGAUUCCGAAGGCAGUCGCUGCUUUCGGAAUCGUUCACUCGUUCUCGACUCCGCAAUCACUUACGAGGGCUGAAACGAUGAAUCGAAUCCUGCCAAAGGACUACAAAAGGACUUUUAGUGGACAUCUUAGGGAACUAUUCAGGGGCCACGAGAUACAAAUCCUGCUACACGUAGGGAACGAGUGAGAGUCCCAACACAACCGAUGUUUUGUCAAGGCGCAGACAGAAAGUGAGUGUUGUCGACUUGCAUGAUGUCACUUCCUCACCCUUUUUAGGACAUGAGCACAAACGUCGGCUUCCGCCAAACCGAGCGCAGCGUAGCGGGCCGCCUUUGCGCUAACACGAGCGUAGCUAAUGCUGACUGGAGUCCAGUUGCGUCCGUGAAAGUCUUCGUUGAAAAUGUUUUCUAAACAUGGCUAACACCCAACCAAGCGCUUUGUUGACGAUUUGAGCGGCCAACAGUAAUUAGCUUGGAGCUAAGUGUUGACGUUACGAUGAAAACGUGCGACUUUCGCCGUACGUCGGCGGACAGCAUUUGGUUAGGAUCGCGUUGUGGCGUAACGGCAGCCUUUUAAUGUGUUUUACUUUAGCGUUUUAACAUUUUAGCGUUUUCAUGUUUUGACGUUUUAACAUUUUAGCGUUUUUGUUACGCUUAAGCGUUGUAACAUUUUAGUUUUUCAAACUUUUAGCGUUUUAACAUUUGAGUGUUUUUACACUGAAGCGUUUUAACGUUUUAGUGUUUCACGCCCAGUGCGCGUGCUUCCAGGUUAGCUAACAUUUAGCAAAGACUUUGUGAAGGAAAGACUCAAGGUUAUUUUGUGCUGGUUUCCUGAAAUGUUUUAUUUUUAUUUUUAAUAGUACGUGAAUAGAAAGUUUAGCGUUAACGUUGUUGUGUUUGUGAUUGCUGCUGCAAAAAAAAAUAGAAAAACAAAAAAGCAAUACCACUACGACAUCACGGCCAGUGUAGCUCCAACCAAUCAAUAACGAUUCAUGAUUAAAUCAAGACUGUUGUGUUCUAAUAAAUAACAAGUAAUAAGAGAUAAUAAUCAUAAUCAUAAUAAUAAUAAAUGUUCAUGUCUUUGUUCGUUUCUGUUUGUUUGCUCGCAACUUUUACAAAUCAUUCCAAAAAUCAUCAGAUGAAUUUACAAGGAUUUAUGAUGCAUUCUUCAGAGAAAAUAUUCAUACGAAAAAGAUUUAUCAUAAAAACUUUAUUCCACUUUUAAUGAAAAUAGA